GUUAUAUAAAUGUAGGAAGCGUGAAUUUAGGUAUUAAUACUAGGAACAUACCGAGAAUAAUCCACAAGUACACAUAAGCAAGCAUAGUUGAAAAUGUCAGACACUAUAACAGUAGCACAGAAAACUCAACGGGCAAGAGAUGCUUACAUGCAGCUCUUCUCGGAUACUUUUGCAGACGAACUUGUGGAAAUAUACGAGCAAGAUGGUAGCACCGAUGCGAUGCAGCACCUCAAGGAUUGCAUUGAGUGCGGUGUCUCAGUAUGGGGUUUUCCAUUGGUACUCCCUAAUCCGCUCGAGAACUAAUAAUUGUUGUAGAUAAUGUAAACUAAUAAUAGUUUACAUUGUAUGCCCUACGUGCGGAUAAGCGAUUAAUUGUCAAAAAGUGCAUUCU
This is a messenger RNA of Phytomonas sp. Hart1, 391 nucleotides long. Lineage: Eukaryota; Euglenozoa; Kinetoplastea; Trypanosomatida; Trypanosomatidae. The record is from the annotation of a GenBank genome assembly.